Molecule: messenger RNA, 2734 nt
Organism: Sesamum indicum (sesame)
Lineage: Eukaryota; Viridiplantae; Streptophyta; Magnoliopsida; Lamiales; Pedaliaceae
Source: RefSeq, a predicted model, not a curated record
GCCGAUCAUAAUUUCAUUUGCUCUUUCCUGAUUCGGGUCCGGCUUUCGUGUGGCGGUAACCCCAAAAACCACGGAACGACACCGUUUCCUCUCUGAUUCAACCCUUCUCCCGGAUCGACCCCUCUCUCGCUCCCCCUAUUUCCCUCAUGGUUGGGCUUCAGCGUGCCCUGGAAAUUGUUCAUUCUACUUUCCUGAUUUGGGCCUAGGUAAUCUGCAUAGACUUGAACUCAUCCUUUCAAGAUGAAUAUGCAGCAAGUUGUGCAGCCUAGAUCUUCUUCUAAUGGAUAUGGCCGCCGUAAAGUUGAGAGAGACGCUGCAACUAGGUUUGAUAAUAAAUUUAAGACUGGAACAACAAAUUCUAGCAGGACUAGUUUUGGUAAAGGAGGGGGACUUGAAUCACCAUCACGGGAUCGACUAAUAUAUUUAACUACAUGCCUCGUUGGACACCAAGUGGAAGUCCAAGUGCUGGAUGGAUCUAUAUUCUCUGGAAUAUUUCAUGCGACAAAUGCAGAGGAUUUUGGAAUUGUUCUUAAAAUGGCUAAUUUAAUUAAAGAUCGCUCUCGAGGGCAGAAAAAUAUUUCAGAUUUCCCAAGCAAGCCUCCUGCUCGGACUCUGAUCAUACCAGCUAAGGAUCUUGUACAAGUGAUAGCAAAGGGUCUGCCUGUAACAAAGGACGGCCUAACAAACGAGCUUCAGCAUGAAAAGCAGCAAGAGCUUUUGACUGAUUCCUGCAUAUCACAGUCUCGGCAUGUGGAGGUGGGGAGAGAAUUGGAGCGUUGGGUCCCUGAUGAAAAUGAUCCUGCCUGUCCCGAACUGGAGAAUAUCUUUGAUGGCCCUUGGAAUAGAGGCUGGGAUCAGUUUGAAGCAAAUGCAACUUUAUUUGGAGUCAAGAGCACCUUCAAUGAGGAACUUUACACAACAAAGCUUGAGAGAGGCCCUCAGAUGCGAGAAUUGGAAAGAGAAGCUUCACGGCUAGCAAGAGAGAUUGAGGGUGAAGAAACCCAUGAUCUUCAUCUAGCAGAGGAGAGAGGUAUUCAGCUAGAUGGAAAUCUUGAAAUUGAUGAAGAAACACGAUUUUCGUCCGUUUACCGGGGAGUUGAUGACAGUGGAUAUGAUGAGAUUGAGGACAUACUGUUGGAUGCACGAAAUGAUGAAACAUUUGGAGGCAUCUCCAGUUCUGUUAUUGGCAAACCUCUGAUGGACAUGCAUAGUGGGAAAGCUAGUGAUGGCACUCGUGUGUCGUCAAGAUCUUCCUCACUGGAAGAAAUGCAAUCUAUGACUGCUAUGAGCAGGGAUGUGUAUCAUUCAGGUUCCGAGGAUCAAGGUCAAGAGUUGUUAGCUGAAGGGCUUUCUAAAGAUUUCGCUGUGAUUGAUGCAACCAGGGUUCAGGGUAACCAACUUAUUGGUCAUGCUGAAAGUAGUUGCGCUAAGGAGGAUAAAGAUAAGCAACUGUCGAGCAUCAAAAGCUGAGGAUUCAGAUUCACCGCUGAAAUUAAAGAAAGAAACCUCUGAUAAGAUUGCAUUGUCUGCAAAUGCUACAGCAUUUGAUCCAUCACAGGCAUCACUAAAAGGUACUGAAAAGGCAAGCGCCUCUAGUGAGCUGUCAGAGGUUGCAAUACCUCCCAAAACUCAAGGGACAGCAAGUUCUGUUGCACGACCCGGUAGUUCUGCUUCAUCUACUUCUGAUCGUGGAGGUGCAACUUCAACUUCUGCUGGCCGAGGAUUAUCAUCGAGUUCAUCUGUCAGUUCAUUGUCCUCAGAGAAGUCAACUCUGAAUCCUCAUGCUAAGGAAUUUAGAUUAAACCCAAAUGCCAAGAGUUUCAUCCCAUCUCAGACACCUUUGAGGCCUGCUUCCCCAGUUGCUGAUAGUCCCUUCUAUUAUCCAGCUAAUAUGGCAUCUGUUCCGCAGAUGCCUGGAAUGCCAGUUGGAAUUGGGAUUGGACCUUCCUUUGCUGCGCAGCAGCCUGUUAUAUUCAAUCCACAGGCUGCACCAAUGCCACAACCAUAUUAUCAUCCAAAUGGGCCGCAGUAUGGGCAGCAGGUGAUGAUGGGACAGCCUAGGCCAGUUCUAUACAUGCCAGCAUAUCCUGCGGAAAUGCCAUACAAGGGAAGGGAAUUUUGACCAAUUAUGGCAAAUUGCAAUGAUGGUUCUCUGAUCGUGGAAAAUUAAAAUAUUUCUGACAGAAGACCACAUGGAAAUGAUUUUAGGAUGAAGCUCAGCAGCUGAUGAAGAAAUGCAAAAGCUUUGAGACCUUCUGCGCGAACCGGAUUUUUUCUUUAAGGAUGUGGUAACAUAAAUAUAUAAGUCGGUACAUUAACCAUAUUCUGGAGUCUCUUGAUGUUCUAACAUGGAGUACUAAGUUUACUUUUUUUUCUUUGGAUAUUUUUUUAUUUUGGCUUAAGAUAUUGAAUUAUUCCAAUUAUCAAUUAAGUUUAUUUUUGGUUUGUAAAUAAAAUACCCCAUCUCCAUCAACCCCCCGCCCCCAAUUCCCAUUUGGUUUGACUGUAUGUAUGCUAGUUUGGGCGUCCGAUGUUUGAGUUCUUCGGCAAAAUGUGGCCAUCGUGGAUCUUCAAGUGCAUCUUAACAAGCCCUUGCGGAGUUUUGCGCCACUGCAAUCUCAAUGAGAUGUCCAUGUCCCUCAUCUCAUUCUCUCCAGUGCACAAUAGCUUUGAUGGAUGACAAUAAUUUCGAAUAUGUUUUAUCAUCUGAAGUAUUAUCUUAUUUUCCUGUUUU